AAAUGAAGAAGAAAGUGUGAAAGCUACUCACUCCGGAACCUUUUUUUUUUUUUUUACCAGUGUUUUGUUUCCUUGCGGAGUCUAAACCAGAACGGACACACGUGUCUGACUUGCUAGAGGAAAACACGACACAUUAUGUAAACUGAUCAAAUAGCGGCAAAUUGGCACAUUAAACUAGUCGUUUUUUUGCGAAUAAUGUUAAAUACUUCUACCAUAGAGUCUUAUAGAUAUCAACACAUCUGAUUAAGUCUCGCGUGUACGUGCACAGCCGACCAUGAAGAUCAAGCGACAAAAGCAAGCCAAGAAAACGUUAUCAUUUUACAAAUAUAAUUUUUGCUUCAGGGAACCUUAUCAGGUUCUCAUUGACGGGACUUUUUGCCAGGCCGCGUUGAAGAACAAGAUUCAAAUCAAGGAGCAAAUACCGAAAUAUCUAAUGGGCGAAGUGCAGCUGUGCACCACCAACUGUGCUCUGAAAGAACUGGAAACUCUGGGGAAAGAACUCUAUGGGGCAAGAGUCAUUCUGCAGCGGUACCAAGUGAGGAGAUGUCCACAUUUCAAGAACCCUGUUCCUGCUUCCCAGUGUCUGCUGUCCAUGCUGGAGGAGACAAACCCACAUCACUACUUUGUCGCCACACAGGACCGCGCGCUAACAACGGGCCUGAAGAAGAUCCCCGGCGUGCCUCUACUCUACAUCAUCGUCAACACCAUCGUGCUGGACAAACCCGACCAGCUGUCGCUCGACCACGUCCAGGCCGUGCAGCUGGGGGAGCUGGUGAGCCCCAGCCAGCAGCAGAGCCUCCGCAGUAUGAAGAAGGAGCAGGGCAUAGUCGCUCGGAAGGACGGGGACAGACGCGGGAAGAAGAGGAAACGGCCCAACCCCAACCCUUUGAGCUGCCUGAAGAAGAAGAAGAAAGGAGUGCCCACACCUCCACUUAAAAAAAGCGAAGAUGGUCAGAAGAGGCGCCGACACAAGAAGAGUAGAACAGAGGGAGGUGAUGCACCGUAGAAUUAUUUACCGUUAACAUGUGUGCUGAAAAUAUGUUUAUUUCCAUGGCAACAUAUUACAUACAGUACAUAUACAUCAUCAACUUUGCUAACAACUCCAACAAUAAAUCAACACACAAUCCUUUUA
Messenger RNA from Nerophis lumbriciformis (worm pipefish), 1132 nucleotides. RefSeq names its product UTP23 small subunit processome component (gene utp23). Lineage: Eukaryota; Metazoa; Chordata; Actinopteri; Syngnathiformes; Syngnathidae. The record is from RefSeq and is a predicted model, not a curated record. Gene Ontology annotation, cellular component: small-subunit processome.